This is a messenger RNA of Chaetomium fimeti, 5225 nucleotides long. RefSeq names its product anticodon binding domain of tRNAs-domain-containing protein. Gene Ontology annotation, biological process: regulation of translational initiation by eIF2 alpha phosphorylation; DNA damage checkpoint signaling. Lineage: Eukaryota; Fungi; Ascomycota; Sordariomycetes; Sordariales; Chaetomiaceae. Gene Ontology annotation, cellular component: cytoplasm; nucleus. The transcript has 6 exons. Gene Ontology annotation, molecular function: protein binding; eukaryotic translation initiation factor 2alpha kinase activity; ATP binding. The coding region runs from base 153 to 4997 and encodes 1614 amino acids. The record is from RefSeq and is a predicted model, not a curated record.
GUUGCAGUCAUUGAACCUUCUACUCAGAGGUUGAGUCACCUACCUACCUGGGACUUGCAUAUAGACCCACAGGUUCGACCGUCUCAGUCUCAGUCUCAGACUCAGAAUCUCAGACUCUCAAAAUACCAUUCACUCAGUCACUCAGGGUUGCGAUGGCUGCCAAGAAGAAGCCUGCGAAAGCAUCGAAGCAGAAUGGGACCGACAAUUUCCCAGGACUGAAGAGUCCAGGGGAACCUGCAUCUCAGAUGCAGUACCACGAGUUGCAGAAAAAUGAAGUGAUGGUGUUGCAGGCCAUCUAUGGUGAAGACUUCAUUGAGCAUAGCACAGCUCAUAGUGCGUGGCAUAAAUCCGAGCCGAGUUUUGACAUCAGGAUCAAAGCAUCAUCAGAUGACGAAGUUGCAAUGACACUCGGCGUUGUCCUCGUUGCAACCUACCCCAAGUCUCCUCCUCUGUUGACCACCAAGGAUGACGGCGAUUUGCGAGAAUCGACCAAGUUUAAGAUCCAAAAGUUCAUCGAGACGCAGCCAAUAGCCUGGGCUACCGAGGAACAGGAGAUGAUCGACCGCAUCGUUGAGGGUAUCCGUGAGAUUCUGGAAGCCGCUGCCGUCAAGAAAGCCCAGGGCCUGGAACUGCCGUCUCUGGAGGAAGAGAGGGCUGCCCACGAGGCUGAGCUUGCGAAACAAGCCAGGAACGAGAAGGAGCUGGAAGCUCUCAAGAGGCUCGAAGAGACCAAGGAAGAGGAGCGGGUCCUGGGUGAUAUGGUCCAGGAAGAGAUCAAACGGCAAAGAAACAAGGCAAAAGAGUCGAGGAAGAAGAACAGGAGUCAGCAACUGUCGCCUGACCGUGUUGCAGAGGACCCCGCUGAUACCGACGUCGCUCUUGUUCUUGACCAGCCGUGCAAGUUGACUGACAGGUCAGGCAAUGCACUGUUCUUCCAGACAGUCAUUGGAAGAGUAGUGUAUCGUGAAGGCCCUGUGACCACGGUUUACAAGGUCAAGCCGGUUCUCUCUGCGAGGAAUCUGCGGCCAAGCCUAGCUUUCAAGCAGGUUGAGCUAAAGUACCAUGGGAAAGACUCCGUCCACCUCAAGAGGCAGCUUCAAUCUUUGGAGAUACAAUUGGAGUCUCUCAAGAAACUUCGUCACCAAAACCUUCUUGAGCUCAUGGACUUCAAAAUCGAUCGCUCCAUCAGCGAGACGGACUCGUCUUCUCCAGCCGUUUGGACUAUUAGUGUCCUCACCCCUCUUAGCGACAAAGGCCCCGUGGAUGAACUCUUGAGCCUCGCCGGUCAAAUUGACAUCAGCAAAGCUAAGAUAUGGACGACAGACCUGCUAGAAGCAAUUGCAUUUUUACAUAACAACGGAAUCGUUCACCAGGACAUUCAUCCCGGAAAUAUCCUCCUCUGCAGGGAGCCAGCUGGUGAUGUUGUCCCGAAGCUGGCCGAUGCUGGUUACCAGAGAGAACUGCACAACAUGUGCACCAAGGUAGCCAGCCUAACCACCACAAGAACCGCAAAGUCGGCCUAUUGGUUCCCGCCCGAGAUUGCAGGUUUGUCGAAACCACAGUACACCCAAAAGACGGACGUGUGGGAUUUUGGUAUAGUCGUGUUGCAGAUGAUCUUCGGUCUGGACGUGCCAGAAAAGUACCACUCCCCGUCGGCGUUGAUGGAGUCCCUUUCGCUCUCGGGUCCGCUUGAGGAACUGGUGGCGAAGUUCUUCAAAUCAGAUCCCAAGAAGCGGCCCCGAGCGUUUGAGCUGUGCUCCAGCGAGUUCUUAGCAACCAACGCCCCUAUCCUGGCCGAAGAUGACUCCGCUGUUAUGGGCGGCUCCAUGAUCUCUCUCUCUCAGGGGUUGCCGCGGAGGUUGCGCCAUAACUCGAUGAACCGGGGGAUCGUGACCUCGAGGUAUCUGCAAGAUUAUGUGGAAGAGGCUCGGCUGGGCAAGGGUGGCUUCGGAGAGGUGGUAAGAGCUCGCAAGAUGAUCGAUGGCCGGCUUUAUGCCAUCAAGAAAAUCACGCAGAAAUCCCAAGAGACACUAUCCGAGAUGCUCAAGGAAGUCAGGCUUCUCUCGCAGAUGAACCAUCCCGCCGUCGUCCGGUAUUACAACACCUGGCUCGAGGAAAUUCCGGACUAUUCUGAUGCGGAAGUGGAUACGUCAACAGAAGGCCCAAGUACUCCCGGAGAUGCGAUAUCGCGGAGUAUCAACAUUGAAUUCGCCGAGAGCAAGAGCAGGGGCCUAGACUUCAUGUCAUCCAGCGGUCAUCCUUACAUCGAGUUUGAUUACGGCUCUGCCAUCGACGACGACGAUGACGAAGAUGAAUACGAAGACGAUGACGAGGAGGCGUCAUCAUCCGAUGAAGAUACAUCGACCUUGAACAGCAAGGUUCCGAAGGAUCAACUCGUCGUCCCUGUCAACCGUACGAGGAGAGGAAGCGCCCGCCCGUUUCGCACUAUCAUGUACAUUUCCAUGGAAUACUGCGAAAAGCGAACCCUUCGCGAUUUGAUAUCGCGCAACCUGUCCAAGGAGAGCCAGGAAGUCUGGCGUCUCUUUCGUCAAGUUCUUGAAGGCCUUGCUCAUAUUCACAGCCUCAACAUUGUCCAUCGUGACCUGAAGCCUGAGAACGUCUUCAUCAGCGCCGGCCCAGAUGGCGUUGAAAAUGUCAAGAUAGGAGAUUUUGGUCUGGCCACUAGCGGGCAGCUUGCUAUGGAUAAGACUGCCUCCAACGCGGACGCAAGUGAUAUGACCCGAAGCAUCGGCACUGCUGUUUACGUUGCCCCUGAAGUGAGAACAGGAGGCAGUGGCUCGUACACUGCCAAGGUGGAUAUGUAUUCACUCGGCGUCAUCUUUUUCGAGAUGUCGUACCCCCCGAUGCUUGGAAUGCAGCGUGCUCUGGUCCUUGAGCAAGUCCGGCGAAAUCCACCGGCUCUUCCCUCAGAUUUCAAGCCCGCCGACAAGAACCACACCGAAGUCUUGCUUUCUCUCUUAACCCACAGCCCGAAAGAGCGGCCGUCUAGCAUUGAGCUGCUCAAGAGCGGGAAAAUGCCGGUUCAGAUGGAGAGCGAGGCGAUACGGCGCGCCAUCGCUGGCAUGGCUGACCCAACGUCGCCGUAUUUCCAGAAGAUGCUCGAGACGUUGUUUGCUCGACAGAUCGAGCAAGCGAAAGACUACGCGUGGGAUAUGUCUUCGUCGAUCCCCAGUCCCGCCGACCUGAUGCGGCGAUACAUCGUGAAGGAGACCCUGAUAUCCAUCUUCCGGCGACACGGUGCCGUAGAGGCGCCGACAUCCUCGCUUUACCCUCGAUCAUCACAUUACGGGCAGAAUUCUGUGCACUUGCUUGACAAAAACGGCACGGUGCUUCAACUCCCAUUCGAUUUGGUGAUGGGACAUGCGCGUUCCCUCGCAAGAAUUACGAACGGCACAGUACCGCUGCGUUCUUACUCCUUUGGAAAUAUCUUCCGCGACCGCCAUGACGGCGGGCAGCCGGACGUCUACGGAGAGGUCGACUUUGACAUUGUCACCACCGACGCCCUGGACCUUGCCUUAAAAGAGGCCGAGGUCAUCAAGGUGCUGGACGAGAUCGUCACCGCGUUCCCCACCACGUCCUCGACGCCGAUCUGCUUCCAGCUCGGCCACUCAGAUCUUUUGCAUUUGAUCUUUGAGUUUUGCGGUGUGGAGGUUGGGGCGAGGCACGCUGCUACCGAGGUUCUCAGCAAACUCAACAUUCGGAAUUUUACGUGGCCCAAGGUCCGUAGCGAGCUCAGAUCACCUCUCGUGGGGAUGUCAGCGACCAGUGUCGACGAGCUGCAGAGGUUUGACUUCAGAGAUACUCCUAGCAAGGCCAUUUCCAAGCUGAGGGUCCUCUUUGAUGGGACCGAAUACAGCGAGAAAGUAUCGUCCACGCUAGCCCACCUGAGAGAAGUGUAUGAAUACACCAAGAAGUUUGGCCUGGGCAGCAAGGUCUACAUCGCCCCGCUCAGUAGUAUCAACGAGACAUUCUUCCGCGGGGGUAUUCUUUUCGCUUGCCUGUACGACAAAAAGGUCAAGGAUGUCUUCGCUGCCGGCGGCCGCUACGACGGCUUGAUUAAGGAGCACCGUCCCAAGAUCGGGAGCCGGUUCGAAGAGCGGCACGCCGUGGGUUUCAGUCUCAACUGGGAGAAACAGCUGGCGAAGCAGGUCCCCAAGACAACGGGAAAAGCAUUUCUCAAGAGGGCGGUCGAGGAGGAAACGCAUGGAAUCUUUAGCGCAAAACGAUGCGAUGUCCUGGUCGCCAGCUUCGACCCGUCCGUCCUCCGCUCCUCGGGUAUUGAACUUCUCCAGACCCUCUGGGCGCACGGCAUCAGCGCCGAGCUUGCCCGCGACGCCCGAUCCCCAGAAGAUCUCCUCUCAAGCUACCGGGACGAGUCCUACAGUUGGAUCAUCAUCAUCAAACAGGACAAUCAGCUCAAAAUCAAAACGAUGGGCCGCAAAGACGCCCCCGAUGCCGACAUAUCCGCAAAGGAGCUCCUCAACUGGCUGAAAUCCGAAAUCCGCGACCGCGAGUCCCGCUCGGGGACCAAACUCCGCAUCACGGCCAACCUGCCACACUCGGAGUCCGGCGGGGCGCUGCCCACGUCGGCGACGACGGAGCACGGGCAGCAGGAGGUGCACGUGCUGGUGGCGCAGACCAAGUCGAAAAAGUUCAACCGGCACGCGGUGGUGGAGCAGGCGCACGCGAGCGCGUCGCGGCUGGUGCGGACGUUCCUGGACGGGCCCGUGGCGGCGAUCGAGACGUCGGACGCGGUGGUGGACCUGAUCCGCGGCACCAGCCUGUCGGACCCGGAGAGCUGGCGGCGCGUCGAGCAGGCCGUCGGCACGGCCGAGAAGAAGUACGUGCGCGAGCUCCACGACAUGCUCGCGCAGUGGCGCUGGGAGUGGGAGGCCCGCAAGGAGGGCAGCGCCGCCAACGCCUUCGUCUACAACUUCCGCACCGGCAAGUGUGUCUACUACGACCUGGGAGCCUAGGGGGCUUCUACUACUGCUGCUGCUGCUGCUGCUGCUGCUGCGUCGGGAGGCGCGGCCGGGGGUUCGGGGCCAGGGCCGGGGUCCGGGUCGAGGAAGAGAGAGAGGCGGUGGUCUAUUGGUAUUUGAGCAUUCCGGGGGUUCUUCUCUCUCGGAUGGAUACAUCUCUGCUCUGUUCCGGGAGCCUACUUUGAUCCGGUCUUCUUUUUCUUUUUUUUUGGUAGUCCGGCC